AUGCUGAACAAACCCGUUAAGAAAGACUCAGAUAUUAGGCACAAUUAUGAUGAAGACACAUAUCUCAAAGCUUUGAAGAAAUUUACAAAGGAAUCUAGGGGUCUCACACCAGGAACUCAAGAGCAUACAAAUAUAAGAAACAAAAUCUAUGCUGAAUUAAGAGAAUAAAAGGCUAAAGAAGCACAACAAAUCAAAUAAAGCAAAGAAAUGUUUAAAUAGCAUCAAUAAGACAUGGUAGUUGCUGAAUUCAGUUCAUUCUAUUGCCUGCUAAUUGUCGUGCCUGAAUCAAUUGAAUGUUAUGAAACAGCCCAUAUUUUGAGAUACUAUGAUUUUCCGAUCAACAUUGAAGAAGACAAUAUCUUAAAGCAAGAAGUUAAAAAAGAAAUGGGUUUCAGGAAAGAUGAUUAGUAUCCAUUGCUGUUGAUUGAUUCUUCAUCAAAUGAAAUGCCUAGUUGCGAACUCACUACCCAGUAUUAAAUCACUUCUUUUCUGGAAUUUUUGGACUAGAAUGUUACUCCUUUGAUCGAAGAUAUUUACAAAGAUUUCAGACCUUUGAUGCAAUUUUAUCUCCACCCAAAGCAUUUCAAAAAGGCCAAUAUUGUGCAAGAGCCAGGCAUUUUCCUUAGAUCUUAUCUGUCUAAAAUGAGCAAGAGAGAAAAAUAUGCCAAGUUACAAAAGUAGUUAGAUGUGUUUGUAGAAAGACUUCAGGGAAAUCUUUAUCAUGGAGUCGAUAGACCAGAUGCAGUAGAUUUUAGACAUAGCCAUACCUUCACUCUUAAGAAUAUAUUCUUUGCAAGAGGAAAGCAAGAUAAAUUGCAGUUGUGGUUUAAAAACAUGGAUAAAGUCUGCUAGAAUAGAACUACCAUCUGA
Stylonychia lemnae is the source of this 870-nucleotide messenger RNA. The record is from the annotation of a GenBank genome assembly. NCBI's taxonomy places the organism in Eukaryota, Ciliophora, Spirotrichea, Sporadotrichida, Oxytrichidae.